ACCCGAUUCCGCGUCAGUGCGUGACGGGACCAUCGACGGGCCCACACUCGCGAUUUACAGAGUGAGUGGCUGUUUUUUUUUUUUUUGCGUGUCCCCCCCCCACCUUUUGUUUGGGGUUUUGUGAGUGGUACGUAAUCGCUGCGGGAUUUUGCUGUUGUUGUUUGUGGAGUCAAUCAUGCUGCAGCAACACCUCCCGGGCUUUUAUUCGCCGGCGGAUUGCCAUUUCCAUCAUCAGCACCACAACCCGUAUCAUCACCAUCAUCAUCAGCCGCCGAUUGCCCGGUCACCGAUGAAGGAGAUGGAAGCAUGUCUUCUGUCUGCCGGGAAAGACAAGGCCACAGGCGAGUACCAUUCAGCAUUUGCCCAGCUGCACAGAGUCGCGGAAACCGCAGCAGACACAGAGCCGGAAGCCGACGUGUGCACUUCCGACGACGCUGCCAGCGAACCCGGCACCAUCACCGACACCACCACCACCACCACCACGAACAGCAGCACCUCCAACGCGGCGUCUUCGUCCUGCCGCCGGAAACCGCCGCCGCCGCAACCACCGCCGCCGAGACGAGGCCCGGAAAGGAAACGCGGUCUCGCGAGCCGACGACGACGGGGAUCAUCCAGUAAUACUCACGUAGACGACGAUGACGACAUGGACAAUGACGAGAAGUGCAAGGAGGAUUCGGGGACAAUGGCGGAUCAUCCGAGUCUCCCGCUACACCCGCACCUAGUCAACGUGAAUGCGAGUCUGGAGAUGAAGGCCUUGUGGGACGAGUUCAACGAGCUGGGCACAGAGAUGAUUGUCACAAAGGCUGGCAGGAUUUUGGCAAGGCUCACUGGCCAAGACUGGCCACUGGUAAAAUUGAUUGUCAAGAUGCAACAAGUUUUCUUGGCUGGUGGCAGCCAGAUGCUGGAGCUGCGCUGCUUUGGGACAUGA
Molecule: messenger RNA, 928 nt
Organism: Notodromas monacha
Lineage: Eukaryota; Metazoa; Arthropoda; Ostracoda; Podocopida; Cyprididae
Source: the annotation of a GenBank genome assembly